AUGAACAACUUCCACGUCUACGAGGCCAUCGGCCGCGGCAAGCACUCGACGGUGUACAAGGGGCGGAAGAAGAAGAGCAUCGAGUACUUCGCCGUCAAGAGCGUCGACAAGUCGCAGCGGGGCAAGGUCCUCAAUGAGGUCCGAAUGCUUCAUUCCUUAGAUCAUGCGAAUGUUCUAAAAUUUUACUCUUGGUACGAAACCUCAGCUCAUUUUUGGUUAAUACUGGAGUAUUGUGUCGGUGGAGAUCUAAAGGGCUUGCUUGAGCAGGAUAAGAAGCUUCCUGAAAAUUCUAUACAUGACCUGGCUUAUGAUCUCGUGAAAGCUCUUCAGUUCUUGCAUUCACAAGGAAUUAUAUAUUGUGAUCUGAAACCAUCAAAUGUUCUACUUGAUGAAUCUGGGUGUAUGAAGUUGUGUGAUUUUGGAUUAGCAAGGCGUUUAAAAGACAUAGAGAAGACAGAUCCUGGAGAUGUGCCGCAACCUAUGAGGGGAACUCCAUGUUAUAUGGCUCCUGAGUUGUUCCGAGAGGGAGGAGUGCAUUCAUAUGCUUCAGAUUUCUGGGCACUUGGUUGUGUGUUGUAUGAAUGCUAUGCUGGACGCCCCCCUUUCGUGGGUAAUGAAUUUACCCAGCUUGUCAAAUCUAUAAUUUCAGAUCCUACACCACCUUUGCCUGAUAACCCAUCAAGGUCCUUCCAAAACCUGAUCAAUUGCUUACUCAUGAAAGAUCCCGCUGAAAGAUUACAGUGGUCUGAACUGUGUGAGCAUAACUUUUGGAGGAGCAGAAUGUCAAUUAUUCCUUUACCUCCUCAACCUGCCUUUGAGAACAUGGUUGAACUUUCUGCUACACCAUAUUUAGUUGAGAGAAAUGGUGAUAAGCCUUUAAGACAGGCUACACCACCCAAGCCCCGCGAUGGUCUACGGAAGAAAGAUGAAAAUUCAGCUAAGGUGUUCUCCACCCCUGUUAAGAAUAUGCAAAGCAGCAAGAAAAAUAAUACAAAACCUUCCUGCAAGGCUGACGGGUUGAAGGGUGUAAAUAUCCUCAGGAUGUCUCGCAUAGCUAAGAAGAAUUUGCAGAGGGAAAGGGACAAGGAGAACUACAGGCGACAUCCUACAGAAGCAUCUGAGAAUGAGACUGAAGUUAAGAUUGAAAACAAUGAUAUGGAACUUGAUUUUGGUGAAAAUCCAGAAGGUGAUGCACCUGAUGAUAAUGAUGGACCAGAAAAUCCUGGAUCCACAGAAGAUGAAAAACUUUCCACUCAAGGGACUGAUGGAAAUGAAGAGAAUUGCAUGAUAAAUCAGAUGGAUAUGCUAACAGAUGAAGCUCCAAUUAAGGCUGAAGCCACGAUAAAAACUGAGCAGAAUUGUGCAGAAAAUCUUGAUGUUGUGGCCACUCCACCAAGUAUAUGUAUGAGAAAAGCACAACGAGCAAAGAUAACCUCAGUUGCCACAGCUGGUUCUGAGCCAUCUGACAUCUCUGCAGCAUUCUGGCAUCCAACAGAUCUUGCUGUUAAACCAGUUAUGCCUAGUAGGAAAGGAGAUAAAGCUGUAGAGACAGUCCCCAUGCUUCCAUUUGAAGCUCUUCCUGCUGCAGAUUAUAUUAAAUUGCCACGGGAACAGAUGAAUGCAUUCAAUGGUCAGAUACUUCAGAGCUUAAGUGGAACUUAUCAGGUUUCAGAGAAACAGAAUAUCAUCAAAUACCUGGAGAUGUUAAGCAUCAAUUCUGAUGCUGCAAAUAUAAUCACAAAUGGUCCAAUUAUGCUGUUGCUUAUAAAAAUGCUCCGACUGUCAAAAACUUCUGUCUUGCGUGUCCAAAUUGCCUCACUUAUGGGUUUGUUGAUACGCUACUCGACUAUCCUUGAUGUAGAACUGGCAAGUUCAGGCAUCCUUAAUGCAUUAUCAGAUGGUCUAAGGGACAAGCAUGAUAAACUCAGGAGAUUCUGUAUGGCAACACUAGGAGAAUUAUUGUUCUACAUUUCUACUCAAUCAGAUCAAGAUACCAAAGAAAUCAAUGCCCAAGAAUCCCCUUUGAAGGAUAACAGACCCACAGCUUCUUGGCAGGUUCCAAGUUCUGUAAUUGCGCUAGUGUCAUCAAUCUUGCGUAAAGGCGAAGAUGAUCUUGCCCAGCUUUAUGCUUUACGAACAAUCGAUAACAUCUGCAGCCAAGGGACAGAUUGGACUUCACGUUUUGCUUCCCAAGAUGUAAUUGGUCACCUGUGCUACAUCUAUAGAGCAACUGGGAAGCUGGAGAAUACAAGACUUAUUGCAGGAUCUUGUUUGGCACGCUUAGCUCGCUUCAGUUCAUCCUGUAUUCAUUUAAUACUGGAGAGGCUAUCAUUCAAGGAUAUAGCAUGCACACUCAUUAAAGGCAAUUCACAAGAGAAACAAUUGGUUCCUGGACUCAUCUCUAUUGUAGAACAGGGAACUGAUGUUCUGCGUGGCAAAACCCUUCUAUUUAUUGCUCUUCUUUGCAAGAAUAGUCGAAGAUGGCUUCCUCAUUUCUUUUGCAAUGCAAAGCUACUAUCAGCAGUUGAUAGAUUGGGAAAGGAGAAGGAAGGUUUCAUUCAUCAGUGCACAGAGUCAUUUGUGCAGUUGGUUGCUUCAUUGGUCCCAGGCAUCCUCGAUACUGUCUCCAGUGAUAUACAGCAGGUUAUGGGAGGUAAGCGUCAUGGAGCUGCUACUGCUUUAACUGGACGAGCUCAUCCAAAGAGCACAAUACAUUUGUUUCCUGUUAUCCUUCAUCUUCUUGGGAGUGCUUCAUUCAAUCACAGAGUUGUUACGAGUCAUGUAUUGCUUCAGCUGGCAAAUCUUAUGAAAAUUUUGGAAGCUCCAUUUCAGGCUCGGGAUGAUUUUCAAAUGACACUAUUGCGGGUUCUUGAGGCAGCCACGGAGGAGCCUAAGGUUAUACUUAUUGAACACAAAAUAUUCACAAGUCGAAUCCUCCCAAGCUUAUCUGUCUUGUACAAAGGCAACAAAGAUGGUGAUGCAAGAUUCUUGUGUUUAAAGAUACUGUCUGAUGUGAUGAUUGUGAUCUUCAGUGACUCUUCAUUGACGUCCGAUGGACAAACGGUAUCUGAUCUGAAAACGAUCUCUCAAAAGUAUUUUCUCCCCAUGUAUCCUUUAUUUUCAGAGGAUGAGGAUCCAAUACCUAUAUAUGCCCAGAAACUUUUGGUAAUGCUGAUGGAGCAUGAUUAUGUUAAGGUUUCUGAUAUUCUCAAUGAAGCUACAGUGUCCAGGUGCUUUGAGUUCUUGUUAGGAGAUUUGUCAAAUGCAAACGUAAGUAAUGUCAAGCUUUGCUUUGCUCUGGCAUCCGCUCCCGAUAUGGAAACCAAUAUUCUUUCUCAGCUUCAAGUCGUCAGAAGAAUAGGCAACCUGCUUGAGUUUGUGACUGCAAAGGAUAUGGAUGACUUUCUUGAACCAACCUUGGAACUUUGCAGAGCAUUCAUUAUCCGUGGCAUUGGCAGCGACAAAAUUCUGGCCCUUUCCAAACAGCCUGCACUCAUUGUUGAUAGUGCCUUCAGUAUGAGCAUUGCUGUCGAUCAACAAUCAUGCGUCAUGGAUAUAUGUGACUUUGGAGGCAAUAUGGGUAUUUAUAUUGACCUGGUUGGAAGUUCAGAUCCGCAUAUAAGCGAUUUGGCAUCAGAUUGCUUGGUAUUGUUACUCAAAGCAGCACCUCGAGAGGCUACCGUGGGCUUGUUGACCAAUCUUCCUAAACUGAGUGUUGUUCUGGACCUGCUGAAGCAUGGCACCUGCCUAAGGCUGACUCGCCUGCUGUAUUGCCUAGCCUUCUCUUGCCGGCAAUAUCUAGCUCAAGGGAUGAUUGUCUCGAUAUCUUUAUCAGCCUUGAUGCGAGUAGAAGCACUUGUGUCAACAUUCAAGGGUUCACAUGAUGGCCACCUUGCUGACGCUGCCUCAUAUCUGGGCGCUGAACUGCAGCGCUUACCUCGCUGUGGUUGAGCAGAAGUUUGGUCAGAUGCAGGUUGGUCGGCAUUGUGCAAGUGAUGUUUAUGGGGAUCAUAAGAGAGGGCUUUGGCCUUGUAUUUCUUAGUUUCUUCAACCAAGCUCUGAACAUGGGCUCACCAUCGGUUGCCCUUAAAUGCCCACGAAGUGAUGGAACCUUCACUCACCAAUGUGCAGGAGAUCAGCUGUGCGAUCAUUUAUUUAUGUGCAACAUGGAGCUGCCAUUUCAAUAUACUAUUUCAAGCCAGAUUUGGGAAAAGCAGCCGGUGGCCGAACACCCUUUCAGUAUUUUCCCCUGCCAAUUUUGGUUGGCAUCUCAUUCUUCAGUUUUCAGUUUCACCAUGUAAUUCUGUAGUAGUACUUCAUAGUCCAUAAACAUGUAUAUUUGUACACUCCCUUUCAGUACUUACCAAGCAAUGGAUGGAAAUUUAUUUGUUAUGAAUGCCUGUGACUAUGUGAACCAAGAGGACUACUGGACCGUUGUGCUAUGAAUCCAGCUGCCAAAGUUUAAGUCCUU
Molecule: messenger RNA, 4471 nt
Organism: Oryza brachyantha (malo sina)
Lineage: Eukaryota; Viridiplantae; Streptophyta; Magnoliopsida; Poales; Poaceae
Product: serine/threonine-protein kinase RUNKEL
Exons: 11
Coding region: 1-3951 (1316 amino acids)
Biological process (GO): protein phosphorylation; cytokinesis by cell plate formation; phragmoplast assembly
Molecular function (GO): microtubule binding; protein kinase activity; ATP binding
Source: RefSeq, a predicted model, not a curated record